Molecule: messenger RNA, 270 nt
Organism: Cylicostephanus goldi
Lineage: Eukaryota; Metazoa; Nematoda; Chromadorea; Rhabditida; Strongylidae
Source: the annotation of a GenBank genome assembly
AUGUUACAGUAUCCUCCCUCAAAUACUCAGUUGUGGUUCCAGGCUUUGGAAGACGCCUUGCAGUCACCAGUAGGGCGCUCGGAUCAACCUAAUUCGGAAAGAGCGUUAGAGUUCGCGGAGCUCUACCAGAAAAGGUUCGGUUCGGGUCAGUUUGGUACCGUAUAUAGUGCACAUCGACAUUCAGGCGUGGAAGUCGCUGUUGAGGUAAUUUCCAAAGAGCGAUUUUCGAAGGAAUGCAACGGAUUGGAGUCAAUGAGGGCCGAGGUAUGA